Messenger RNA from Gigantopelta aegis, 1228 nucleotides. RefSeq lists its product as uncharacterized. The transcript is spliced from 7 exons. NCBI's taxonomy places the organism in Eukaryota, Metazoa, Mollusca, Gastropoda, Neomphalida, Peltospiridae. The record is from RefSeq and is a predicted model, not a curated record. Bases 468 to 1223 code for a protein of 251 amino acids.
GUAGGCCUACAUUACGUAUUUACGAUAAUACUGUUUUUAAUAAUAUUUGGAUUUUAUAUCCUUAACUUCUUUUUUUCAGGAGAUUUAUUGGAUGUAUUUAAUUAACAACGAUAUCUAACAGUAAUGAUAUGGUGGUUUUGUGAUUAAUAUUUUAAUUUAACGAUAUUUUAUCGACAACUGGCCGUGAUUUUUAUGCCAGACGGUGACACUUCCGUGACUUCGCUGGGUUGACCUGCUUUAUUUAUUUAUUUUUUAUUUACUUUUUAAAUUUAAUUUACCCCCAAAUUUAUUGUUGUUAGUAGUAGUAGUAGUAUAAUUAGUUGUUGUUGCAUUUCUCUGCACAGUACUGUACAUUUUUUGGACUGAGUAUGUAUAUUCGUAAUCGUAAUUGUAUUUUUAUAGACAAGCCGCAAUAUGGAACUCAUUAAAAAGAGAGAUCUAUCCAUUUCUGUUUGAAGUUCAGUAAAAUGCCUCACGUUGCAGAUAAAGAUUUCAUGGGUCCACGUUCGGCAGAAAUGGUCGGCGAUGCUCAUGUGUAUGAAGCAGCAAUGCCAGUUGCUGCAGCGAUGACACCAUCCCCAAUACAAAAUACAGAUGUUGCACCAACAUUUUCAAAUAUUAAAAGGCACUGUGGUUCUUAUUCAGAACACAUGAAUAGAGUGGAACAAGAGAAUGUUGAUUGCGUGGUUCCAUCUGGAGAGACGGAGAAUGAUACGGGUUAUGUCAGUCAUGACAGUCGAGACGACAGUUCUGAACACUCUGUGUACAUGCAGUCGUCAGAGACUGUGGCAUUGAGAACAGAUCAGCAGUUGACGCAAAGCAUGGCGGAUGACUGGUUGGAGGUCAUUACAGAAGACAACGUCUCCGUUCAAAGCAUGGACAAUAUGGACGACUUGCUCUAUCAUUUUGAUAAAUUUUUCCGAGACCGAUUUGACAGUGAGUUGUUUCGUUUCAAGAGCGCCAUGUACGAGAUGCUAUCCGAACAGCAGCUUCACAUGAGACAGAUCAUACAUUCAGUUGAAAUGAUGCCAGAAGAGAAUGAUGUCAUAUUUCCAGACAGUGGGUCAUCUGUUCCAGAUAAUGAAGAAAACGUUUCUCAAAGCAAGUUAAUACAGGGGAAUGCCAUGUGCAAGGAAAAAACAAAAAGUCGUGCUCUUCUAGAAUUGAUGUCGUUGUCGUGUGGUGUGACUGCAUUGUUGAAUGAAACCAAAUAUAGAUUAUAGUACGG